UUAUAUCCACUCUUUAGAGUAUAUUCUUUUUUGUCCUAUGGAUUCUCAAGAACCCCCACCACUUCACCACCCACCCCACCUUCAAUCUCUACCAACCCACCACCAACCACCACCCCCACAUGCCCAUGGAUCAAUGGUGUCACCCCCCCCCUACCACCCCAACCCCAACAACAAGAACGACCCAACUUUCCUAAUAUCCAACAGCUGCAGCAACAACCCCAACAACAGAACUUACAAUUUCCAUUCAAUUCAGUUUCUGGGCCAAACCCAAAAUCAAAUCUUGAUUACUCUGAUGGAUCAUCAUCUGCUGCUAUAGGGUUAAGCAUUGAGCCUGCUAAGAAGAAAAGAGGCAGGCCCAGAAAGUACUCUACUGAUAAUAAUAAUAACAUUGCUUUGGGCCUUUCUCCUAAUCCAGUUACUCAAAUUCCUUCAGUGGUUAGUCAUCCAGAUUCUGUUGCUGCUGCUGGUAAUAAUGGAGAGAACCCUUCUAAGAAGUCCCGUGGGAGGCCUCCUGGCUCGGGAAAGAAACAAGUAGAAGCUUUUGGUGCAGUUGGAUUCGGCUUUACACCGCAUUUAAUCACUGUGAACAUUGGCGAGGACAUAUCGUCAAAGGUAAUGGCUUUCUCACAGCAAGGACCACGGGCAGUUUGUAUUCUAUCUGCAAAUGGAGCCGUAUCUAAUGUCACUCUUCGCCAACCUGCAAUGGGUGGUGGCACUGUGACCUAUGAGGGCCGAUUUGAAAUCAUCUCAUUAUCGGGUUCAUUCUUGCUAUCAGAAAGUAAUGGUAGCCGUAGCAGAACAGGUGGUCUAAGCGUGUCGCUGUCUGGGCCAGAUGGUAGAGUUUUGGGCGGUGGAGUUGCAGGGAUGCUUAUGGCUGCCACUCCAGUACAGGUGGUUGUGGGUAGCUUCAUUGCGGAAGGCAAAAAGCCCAAGUCUAAGGCACCAUCUCCGACUCCAACUUCCAAUAUGUUGAAUUUUGGUGCUCCGGUCACUGAGGCGAGCUCUCCUUCCCAGGGUGCCUCAAGCGACUCAUCCGAUGAGAACGGUGGAAGUCCUCUCAGCCACGAACAGGGACCUUUUGGUAAUGUUGCGCAACCAAUGCACGGUAUGCCAACGUACUGGGGCCAAACAAUGUGAAAAUGCUUCCUUAACUUGACACGACGUUCCCAAGGGUAUUUGUCUUCUUGAUCCGCGACUGAUCAUAGGCAGCAGAUUAUAGGCGUUAUAUCGAGUUCUUGACUUCAGCUUGAUUACUUCUCUCUUUUUUCUUAUUUUUUCUUACUUGGUUUUCACCCUUUAGUUUAUCAGUUGUAGGAUAGGUCAAAGGCAUGGCAAAAUUGCAGAAAGUCAAGUCAUGGUUUCUUCACCACCUUAGUCUUAGUAUAUUUUAGGUGACUUUGUGGUUUGAGUAUUUACUUAUUCUCAGUUUGCCAAACUAAUUUUAUUGGUAACUUUCUUUUCUAGGUAUUUGUUAGAUAUGGUAGUCAUAAACUGAGUUGAUUAGGUCUCAAUGCAAUUACUAUUUCUGCCAUAA
Molecule: messenger RNA, 1534 nt
Organism: Nicotiana tabacum (common tobacco)
Lineage: Eukaryota; Viridiplantae; Streptophyta; Magnoliopsida; Solanales; Solanaceae
Product: AT-hook motif nuclear-localized protein 10-like
Molecular function (GO): minor groove of adenine-thymine-rich DNA binding
Source: RefSeq, a predicted model, not a curated record